GAAACAGAGUUAAAAAAAAAAAAAAGAAAAAAAGAAAAGAAAAGGAACGAACAAAACAGGGGGAAAGGCCAAAAAGCCCUACACUCGAAGGCAGUCCUCGUCUUGCUUCUUCCCUCCCCCCUCCCUCUUCCUCUUCUCACUUCGCAUAGAUCGUUUGAAAACCCCUAAAAAAAGCAAUCAUAGUUUUGUCGAUUUUCCUUCUUCUUAUUCGUUUCUUCUGUCGUCCAAUCUCUCGCCCCUGUAAUCACCAUAUUAUUCUCCUUCUGUUGUUCUGUUCGUCUCUUCAUUUCUCAACAUCUCUCCUUCUCCGUACUGUCACAUACACGCAGCUGUGGUUUGUGCUUCUGUGGCCUGUGAAGAUGAGCAGUGGGGUUAGGGUUUCGAUUCCCAGCAGUGUGCGGAAGACGAUCCAGAAUUUAAAGGAGAUCACGGGCAAUCACAGUGAAGAGGAGAUUUAUGCAAUGCUUAAAGAAUGCUCCAUGGAUCCCAAUGAGACUGUUCAGAAGCUCCUCCUUCAAGAUACAUUCCACGAGGUCAAAAGGAAACGUGAUAGGAGAAGAGAGAAUUUAAACAAUAAAGAGUCUGCAGAGUCAAGGUUGAGACCUGGAAUGCAGGGGCGUGGUAAUAGGGGAGGGCGUGGCAAUUAUUUAAAUCGUUUCACAUCUCACGAUGCUGGUGGUAGCAGGAAUUCUGCUUCUGGAAAGCAAAAUGGAAACAAUCAAGGGUCAGAGAAGGGUGUUGUUUUCUCAUCUUUGCCAACUUCUCAAGAGACAAAAAACAAAGAAACAAAUCCUGUGGCUAGCUCUGUAGCUGUUAUGGCCAAUGGUCCGGUUGAUGUGACUUGUGAGAGUACUGAUGCAGUGCAUGCUUCCCAUUCUUCUGCAAGAAGUGCUGGCAAGCAGCCUGAUGUUACUUCAGCUGUUGAUGUUAGUAAGUUGGGAGGUGCACCACCUCCUCCCCCCCAUAUGGAUUCAAAUAAAAACACCUCAAUUGGGUUUGGUAGUGGGGAAACACAUGAGCAGCCAACAGUCAGCUCUAGUAAUUCGUCGGCUUCUCUGACUCCAGCGUCAUCAUCAGCAGUCUGUUUCUCUUCUUCAGAUCCAGUCCUGGUGCCAUCUCAUGAUACACGGUUCCCUGGUGCAGUGGGUGCAAUAAAACGUGAGGUGGGGAGUCAACGAGCUCCUGUUGAGCCAAAUGCAAUUGCACCUUCUGAGAGCAAAUUAGCGGCUGAUUCUGAGAUUGGGAGUGAGUUCAUGCAAGGAAAGAUGCCGGGCAAACCUCAGGGAGAUGGGAAGAAUCAGGCCAUUGAGUCUGCACAACCUUUACCUUCAUCAACACAUGGUGGCUCUUCUGGUAGACCCUUAUCUAGUUAUAGUAGCCGCUCGCAACAAGUAAUUGGCUCUCAGAAAGGUCCUAGUAAGGAGUGGAAACCGAAACCAGUGAACCCUGCUCAAGGGACUAAAACAACUGUUGCAUCUGAUGAGGUUCUCACUACAUUAGUGGAGGCUGACGUCCAUUCACAUCCUGUUUCGAGUGUCCUUGAUUCAGAAGCAGCAACUUCAGAAGUGCAGAAGAAGCUGGAGGAGUUGCACUUUCCAGAUCGGCAACGCCUGGAUCAGCAAAAUGUCAUCAUUCCAAACCACAUACAUGUCCCUGAAUCUGAAAGAUACAAGUUAAGUUUUGGAAGUAUUGAUGCUUGGUUUGGAAUAAGCACAAGCUAUGUUAAUGGUCCUGAGAGUGACCAAAGCUCCACACCUCGAUCUGAAACUUCACAGGGGAUUGAAGAAACUGUGGAGGGACAAUCCUUGAGCGAUCAAAAUGCAUUGGUUAGCACUGAGGAAGGAGAUUAUCCUGUUCAUCCUCAAUCACCCACGCAUGUACUGGAAAAUUUGUCAUCCGUUGAAGGUGAUGUCUCAGCAGCCACGGCAGUUCCAGAGUACAAUGAACCAAAACAGGAGACUGCACUGCCACCUGGAGGCCAUUCACAUCCGGUGGUUCACACUUCUGCUGGUUAUAGUGUUGGUUUUGUGCCGCCAAUGCUGGGGAGCCAGAUCACUCCAGUAGAAAGUUCCGAGUCUCAGGGGCGUGAUUUUACUCGCCUUCCAAGUUUUGUAGUUCCGCAGACAUUUGAUCCAGCAAACUAUUAUGCCCAAUUUUACCGGUCCAAUGUUGACAGUGAUGGUCGCAUUUCUCCUUUUCAUUCAGCUGGAGUUGCCACCAAGUACAAUGGGAAUGUUGCAGUGUUGUCUGCGCAGACUACACAGUCUUCACAAGAGGGUGGGAACUCUUUGGUUUUGUCUACAGCAGGUCCAACGCCUCUUGUUACUCAACCUGCAGGAGUCAUGCAGAGCUCCAUGGCUGUGACCCAGCAACCGGUCCCUGUCUUCAGACAACCAACUGGGGUGCAUAUAUCCCAUUAUCCCCCUAACUAUAUUCCAUAUGGCCACUAUUUCUCCCCAUUUUAUGUUCCGCCUCCAGCCAUUCACCAAUUUUUAAGCAAUGGUGCAUUCCCUCAGCAACCUCAGGCAGGCAGCAUAUAUCCUGCUCCACCAGCGGCUGCUGCCACUGGGGUCAAAUAUUCUCUUCCACAAUACAAGCCUGGAAAUAAUAUCAACAACUCCAACCCCAUUGGAAUGCAAAGUGGCUAUGGGCUGUAUGGAUCUGCCCCUGCUAAUUAUAAUCCCACUUCAGCUGCAACAAGUGGAAACUCAACAGCUAAUGAGGAUCUUGCUGCAUCCCCAUUCAAGGAAAGUAGUGUCUACGUUACUGGGCCACAGACCGAAGGUUCAGCUGUCUGGAUUGCUGCACCAGGCCGUGAUAUUCCUGGUCUGCAGGCAAGUUCUUUCUACAACCUUCCUCCUCAGGGUCAGCAUGUGACUUACACUCCAACACAGGCAGGCCAUGGUACUUUUGCUGGUAUCUAUCACCCUGCACAAGCUGUAACAGCAGCGAAUGUUCACCCACUUCUGCAACAGUCUCAGACUGUGGCUGGAGCUGCUGAUAUGGUGGGAUCUACAGCCGGUGUUUUUCAGCAGCCUCAGCAUGCACAGAUCAACUGGCCUAAUAGCUACUAAAUGUGGAAGCAUAUUUAUUUUUUACUUGAACCAGCCAAACAAGAUAAUUCAAGUCCAAUCUUGGGAUAUUUUUUUUGAGACUCCAGCAAGUUUGGAUGGAGGGGGGGGAAACUUCAAGAAGAUACAGUGUUGGCCAGAUUUGAGAGUGUAAAUCUAUAAGAGGAGGCUAUAUUUGCCAAUGGUAUCUUCUGAUUGCUUGGGUUGGGGAUGAAAAGGUGAAAUCUGCCUGUAACUGAUAUUGACUUUUAUUAAGUUAGCGGAGGUAGGUAUGUGCAGGUCCUUCUCUUUGUAGCUGCUGCUCUGUGGUUUACCAUUUUUCCAUUUCAUAAUGUGAAGCAUUUUUAUUUUUUAAAAAUUUAAGUUCUCGUAGAAUUACCGAGUGGCAAGAAUCAAUCGCUUUUCUUUUCAUUUUUAUUGUUAUGUUAUAGGGGACUUCGGAAGGUAAGAUAUAGGUUGGUGGGGGAGUUUCUGUUGGUUCUUUUAUCGUCUUUCUGCAGUCUUACCUUUGAAGUGAAUUUUGAAAGCAUGACCAUGAUGUACCGAACUGUUGUAAUUGGUAUAAGCAAAGGCAGCAUUUCCAUUUGUUUCUGUUUAUUAA
Molecule: messenger RNA, 3672 nt
Organism: Malania oleifera
Lineage: Eukaryota; Viridiplantae; Streptophyta; Magnoliopsida; Santalales; Ximeniaceae
Product: GBF-interacting protein 1-like
Exons: 11
Coding region: 360-3074 (904 amino acids)
Source: RefSeq, a predicted model, not a curated record